Molecule: messenger RNA, 603 nt
Organism: Parnassius mnemosyne (clouded apollo)
Lineage: Eukaryota; Metazoa; Arthropoda; Insecta; Lepidoptera; Papilionidae
Source: the annotation of a GenBank genome assembly
AUGCGCGUCGGAUGUCGUAUAGAUGGCGUUAACAUUAAUAACAUAAGUUACGCUGACGAUAUGGUGCUGCUCAGCCCAACGGUGGGAGGCCUAAGUGAAAUGUUAAAGGUAUGUGAGAUGUAUGCUACUGAGCAUGGGCUCACAUACAAUGUCAAAAAAACAGAGUACAUGGUCUUUGAGGCCGCUGGUAAAUGUCACAAUAUUGCAGUUAAUGUUACCCUUAAUGGCAUGAACGUGAAACGAGUCACUAAAUUUAAAUAUCUGGGGCAUAUUAUUACUAGUGACCUCAAGGAUGAUGCUGACAUUGAAAGGGAGCGCAGGGCUCUAGCGGUUAGAGGUAAUAUGUUGGCUCGCAGGUUUUCCCGUUGUACAAAACAAGUUAAGAUUACGCUUUUUAAAGCAUACUGCCAGAGCGUAUACACGGGGAGCCUGUGGGUCAAAUACACCAAAAGAUCGCAUGAAGCCCUGCGCAUCCAACAUAAUAAUAUAUUCAGGAUGCUGUUGGGACUGCCUCGUUUUUGUAGUGCAUCAGGGAUGUUUGCUGCAUACCAAACAGACGGUUUUAAUGCCAUCAUACGCAAAAAAAACCGCAUCCCUUAUUAG